UAAGGGUUUGACUUCGGUUACCUAAAUACAUUCAUAUUUUACUGAAGAGGAUGUUGUCACUGUUUGGAAACCGAGCUGAAUAUAUUACACGUUGCUCCAUAUAAAAAUGACAGAAUUCGCGAUCUCUUAUCAGCGAGGAUUACAAACAAUAUUCAGCUGUCCCAUUCAGGAAACAUAAACCAAAAACACAGCGAAGGUUCCUCUUAUCGAUGCGUGUACAAUGUACAUUUUUCGGCGGUACAUCCUGGAAGUAUAUCUGUUUACCCUAUGACAGGUCGCACGAAUAUAAAUACGCGUUCGUGGUAUUUUAGCGCACACUUUCUUGUGACUUCUGCGAGCUUGGUACUUUCAAGUCUAAAUUUAUUUAAUAUAUUUUAUUUUUUCUAAAAUGGCUAAAGUAAUUCUACUUUUAUUCUUUAUUGUAAUUUCGGGGUGUAAAGCUUUGCCACUAGAAGAUGAUGACGUAGUUAUUGAAGCAGCGAAUAGCAUCGAUGAUAAUGAUAUUGAUGAUGUAAAGAUAAAUUUGUCGCAUCUUGGACCUCAACUGUAUGGUGCUCCUAACAGUGAAAGCGGUGACGCAGUAGCCAAAUGGAAUGAGUCAUCACACAUGAACCCUGAAGAAAUGGGGGAGUACGCAGAGGGAGAUAUACUUAUCCCACAGUUAGGGAGGAACGGGAUGAAAGAUGAGACCUCACGGUGGCCUAACGGCAUCAUACCUUACGUCAUCGAAGGACGAUACAAUCAAGAACAACGCGACACCAUCAUGAAAGCCAUAGCUGACUACCACCGCUUGACGUGCCUUCGCUUCGUCCCGUACAAAGGCCAGAAAGACUAUAUCACCAUACAGAGCGGCAAUACGGGGUGCUGGUCUAGCGUUGGACGGAUUGGCGGGCGUCAAGAAGUGAACCUGCAGAACCCAGGCUGCGUGUCCAAGAAGGGGACGGUAUUACACGAGCUUCUACAUGCUGUGGGAUUCAUGCACGAGCAGAGCCGACCAGAGCGUGAUGAUUACGUGGAUGUGCGCUACCAGAACAUCAAGUCAGGCUCGGAGAACAACUUCAAGAAGUCGGACGCCAAGAACACGAACGACUUCGGCGUGAGUUACGACUACAACAGCGUCAUGCAUUACUCCGAGUACGCCUUCUCCAGGAACGGAAGGAAAACUAUCGAGCCUAAGGUCGGCGGCGUGACUCUGGGCCAAAGAGAAGGCUUGAGUCGCGGUGAUGUGAAGAAAGUUAACUCCAUGUACAACUGUCAGAAAGAAGAGCCCCAGAGCGGCUGGCUCGGAGCGGUGUGGCAAGGAUUCUUCGGAUAGACGAUCGAUUAUGUUACUAAUCAUUUGGUGCUUGAAAAAGGAUGACAAACUUAUAAAGUAAACCAUUGACAAACGGGUCUUACAUAUUUUAUAAGUCGUAUGCUUAACUUUUUCGCGUCUUUCGACAAGAUAUCGCAAAGUUAAUAGAAUCUAAAGCAAAUUUUUAACUGCACCCGCAUGUUAACGGCACCGGAGUAUUUUUGAUAUUUCACCGACAUCUGUAAUAUUUCUACCGCUUUAUGCUUUAAAACUGGAAUGUACAAUGCGUCCUCUAUGUUUUCUAUGUAUUUAAUGAAAGCUACUGUAAAUGGUUCCAAUAUUAUUAACCAA
Molecule: messenger RNA, 1645 nt
Organism: Cydia pomonella (codling moth)
Lineage: Eukaryota; Metazoa; Arthropoda; Insecta; Lepidoptera; Tortricidae
Product: zinc metalloproteinase nas-4-like
Exons: 7
Coding region: 389-1315 (308 amino acids)
Biological process (GO): proteolysis
Molecular function (GO): metalloendopeptidase activity; zinc ion binding
Source: RefSeq, a predicted model, not a curated record